AAAAGAAAAAUGAACAAGAUGAUAUAGAGCCCAAUGAUAUCCAAGAAGAAAGAAAUAAACAAGAUGAUAUAGAGCCCAAUGAUAUCCAAGAAGAGAGAAAUGAACAAGAUGACAUAGAGCCCAAUGAUAUCCAAGAAGAGAGAAAUAAACAAGAUGACAUAAAGCCCAAUGAUAUCCAAAAAGAGAGAAAUGAACAAGAUGACAUAGAAGAUGAUAUGGAAGAUGA
Racocetra persica is the source of this 226-nucleotide messenger RNA. Lineage: Eukaryota; Fungi; Glomeromycota; Glomeromycetes; Diversisporales; Gigasporaceae. The record is from the annotation of a GenBank genome assembly.